GAUGCUGCUUCGAAUCCAAGCAUGCCACCAUCUAUAUAAAUUAGAACAGCAAGGUAGAUUUGGUCGGCAAAAGAAAGGCGAAGGAGCCGGACACGCAUGUCUGCCGACAAAAAGGAUCAAGCCGGGGCAUCGGAGGGCGAGGCGGACGGCGGUGGCGAGCGCGCCGUGCGGCCGCGUUACGAGCGGUGGCUCUCCGGCCUCGAGCUGGCCAUGGAGGCUGGCCCGCUCAAGGACCUCGACCCGGAGAAGCUGAAGAAUGAGAUCAGGAGGUGGGCCAAGGCGGUCGUCGCUUACGCUCGCCAGCUGAGCUUUGGCGCCGUCGACAGUUUGAUUCGUUCGGUUCGUUGGGCUUGAUAUGGCGAAGAAGAUGGUGGCAGGAGAACGCUCUGUUUCUCCGUUGACCGCCUACUCUUAGAAUAAAAGUGAGCAAGCAACGAUUCAGGUUCUGCUCCACCAUUCUUUGUUGGUUCGCAGUGAAGUCUCGAUCUUUCUAAUUCAUGUUUUUGUUUCUCGUGAGA
Molecule: messenger RNA, 518 nt
Organism: Musa acuminata subsp. malaccensis (wild Malaysian banana)
Lineage: Eukaryota; Viridiplantae; Streptophyta; Magnoliopsida; Zingiberales; Musaceae
Source: RefSeq, a predicted model, not a curated record